This is a messenger RNA of Exaiptasia diaphana, 750 nucleotides long. Its product is annotated as probable G-protein coupled receptor 19. The record is from RefSeq and is a predicted model, not a curated record. Lineage: Eukaryota; Metazoa; Cnidaria; Anthozoa; Actiniaria; Aiptasiidae. Gene Ontology annotation, cellular component: membrane. Bases 1 to 750 code for a protein of 249 amino acids. The transcript has a single exon. Gene Ontology annotation, molecular function: G protein-coupled receptor activity. Gene Ontology annotation, biological process: G protein-coupled receptor signaling pathway.
AUGUGUUCUGAUAAGGAUGUAUCCAGAGAAAAAACUUAUCAAGGACGCGACGAGUUAACAAAACUUUUUAAGGAGCUAGCAAUCGGCAUCAUGGUCAUAGAUGCUUUGACUCUCGUUGUGGCUUCACUUGCGAUUUUUGGCAAUUCUUUGGUCUGUCAUAUCAUCCUCAAAUCAAAAUUCGUCAAGAAAACCGCAUUUAACUAUGUACUUCUAAAUCUGGCCAUCUUGGAUGCAAUAACAUCAAUACUGUUCGUAUACAAAGCUUUGCUUGAUGGUCCGCUGUACAUCGAGGGCAAGGGUGAUGGUAUCAUGGGAGUUUACAACCAAAGUCAUGUCGGGGCUGAAAUUAUGUGUAAAAUAAAGUUGUCUCUUCGGAUUGGACCAAGAGCGACACCUGCUUUCCUUUUACUGAUUGCCUAUGAACGCUAUAAAGCUAUAGUUACACCUCUGAGCAGAAGGACUGGUGGCACUUUCAAUCGAAAAGUGAAGGUUGCAAUUUUGCUGUGCUGGUUUUUGGGCCUACUGGUAGUAGUGAUUUUCAUACUAUCCACAAAUGUUGGCAAGAAAGGAUGUUUUUCUAUCAUUGCUCAAUGGUUCAACCCUACCAUCUUCAAUAUAACAGUUGUUGUGCUAUGUUUUCUUCUCCCUACUGCAGUAAUGUCGGUGCUGUACUACAAAGUCAUCAAGACCAUCAGGGAAGAUGAACAGUUCCAGUUUCAAGCAGCCGUUCAAGGAGCAAGAGCAAGAUAA